GCGGGGAGUGAGGUGGCUGCGGCGGCGAGCGGAACUUCAGCCAGAGGGGCAAUCCCGCUUUCCCCUCUGGCUCGUCAGCUUCCACCUGCAGCCCCUCGGCCCCCGCGUCCCGCGGGACCCGGACGGCGACGGCGGGGGCAUGUGGCGCUGGGUCGGGCAGCAGCUGGGUUUUGACCCACCACAUCAAAGUGACAAAACUAUUUACAUAGCCGACAGGUUUCCCCAGAAUGGCCUUUACACGCCUCAGAAAUUUAUAGAUAACCGGAUCAUUUCAUCUAAGUGUACUGUGUGGAAUUUUGUUCCAAAAAAUUUAUUUGAACAAUUCAGAAGAGUGGCAAACUUUUAUUUUCUUAUUAUAUUUUUGGUUCAGCUUAUGAUUGAUACACCUACCAGUCCAAUUACCAGUGGACUUCCAUUAUUCUUUGGGAUAACAGUAACUGCCAUUAAGCAGGGAUAUGAAGAUUGGUUACGACAUAACUCAGAUAAUGAAGUAAAUGGAGCUCCUGUUUAUGUUGUUCGAAGUGGUGGCCUUGUAAAAACUAGAUCAAAAAACAUUCGGGUGGGUGAUAUUGUUCGAAUAGCCAAAGAUGAAAUUUUUCCUGCAGAUUUGGUGCUUCUAUCCUCAGAUCGACUUGAUGGUUCUUGUCACGUUACAACUGCUAGUUUGGAUGGCGAAACUAACCUGAAGACACAUGUGGCAGUUCCAGAAACAGCACUAUUACAAACAGUUGAGUUGGACACACUCAUAGCUGUGAUAGAAUGUCAGCAACCAGAAGCAGACUUAUACAGAUUCAUGGGACGAAUGAUAAUAACUCAACAAAUGGAAGAAAUAGUAAGACCUCUGGGGCCGGAGAGUCUCUUGCUUCGUGGAGCCAGGUUAAAAAACACAAAAGAAAUUUUUGGAGUUGCUAUCUACACUGGAAUGGAAACUAAGAUGGCAUUAAAUUAUAAGAGCAAGUCACAGAAAAGAUCUGCAGUAGAAAAGUCAAUGAAUACAUUUUUGAUAAUUUAUCUAAUAAUCCUUAUUUCUGAAGCCAUCAUCAGUACUAUCUUGAAAUAUACAUGGCAAGCUGAAGAAAAAUGGGAUGAACCUUGGUAUAACCAAAAAACAGAACAUCAAAGAAAUAGUAGUAAGAUUCUGAGAUUCAUUUCAGACUUCCUGGCUUUUUUGGUACUCUACAAUUUCAUCAUUCCAAUUUCAUUAUAUGUGACAGUCGAAAUGCAGAAAUUUCUUGGAUCAUUUUUCAUUGGCUGGGAUCUUGAUCUUUAUCAUGAAGAAUCAGGUCAGAAAGCUCAAGUCAAUACUUCUGAUCUGAAUGAAGAGCUUGGACAGGUGGAGUAUGUGUUUACAGAUAAAACUGGUACACUGACAGAAAAUGAGAUGCAGUUUCGGGAAUGUUCAAUUAAUGGCAUUAAAUACCAAGAAAUCAAUGGUAGACUUGUAUCUGAAGGACCAACACCAGACUCUUCAGAAGGAAGCUUAUCUUAUCUUAAUAGUUUAUCCCAUCUUAACAACUUAUCCCAUCUUACAACCAGCUCGUCUUUUAGAACCAGUCCAGAAAAUGAAACUGAGCUAAUUAAAGAACAUGAUCUCUUCUUUAAAGCAGUCAGUCUCUGUCACACUGUACAGAUUAGCAAUGUUCAGACUGAUGGCAUUGGUGAUGGUCCCUGGCAAUCCAACUUUGCACCCUCCCAAUUGGAAUACUAUGCGUCUUCACCAGAUGAAAAGGCUCUAGUGGAAGCUGCUGCAAGAAUUGGCAUUGUAUUUAUUGGCAAUUCUGAAGAAACUAUGGAAGUUAGAACACUUGGAAAACUGGAACGGUACAAACUGCUUCAUAUUCUCGAAUUUGAUUCAGAUCGUAGGAGAAUGAGUGUAAUUGUUCAGGCACCUUCAGGUGAGAAGCUUUUAUUUGCUAAAGGAGCCGAAUCAUCAAUUCUUCCUAAAUGUGUAGGUGGAGAAAUAGAAAAAACCAGAAUUCAUGUAGAUGAAUUUGCUUUGAAAGGGCUAAGAACUCUGUGUAUGGCCUAUAAGCAUUUGACAUCUAAAGAGUAUGAAGAAAUAGAUAGACGUCUUGAAGCCAGGACUGCCUUGCAACAACGGGAAGAGAAAUUGGCACAUGUCUUCCAGUUCAUAGAGAAAGACCUGAUACUACUUGGAGCUUCAGCAGUGGAAGAAGACAGGCUACAAGAUAGAGUUCGAGAAACUAUUGAAGCACUGAGAAUGGCUGGUAUCAAAGUAUGGGUACUAACUGGUGAUAAACAUGAAACAGCUGUUAGUGUGAGUUUAUCAUGUGGACAUUUUCACAGAACCAUGAACAUCCUUGAGCUUGUAAACCAGAAAUCAGAUGGCGAAUGUGCUGAACAAUUGAGGCAGCUUGCCAGAAGAAUUAAAGAGGAUCAUGUGAUUCAGCACGGGCUGGUGGUGGAUGGGACCAGUCUGUCUCUUGCACUCAGGGAGCAUGAAAAACUAUUUAUGGAAGUUUGCAGAAAUUGUUCAGCUGUAUUAUGCUGUCGUAUGGCACCACUGCAAAAAGCAAAGGUCAUAAGACUGAUAAAAAUCUCACCUGAGAAACCUAUAACAUUGGCUGUUGGUGAUGGUGCUAAUGAUGUAAGCAUGAUACAAGAAGCACAUGUCGGCAUAGGAAUCAUGGGUAAAGAAGGAAGACAAGCUGCAAGAAAUAGUGACUAUGCAAUAGCUAGAUUUAAAUUCCUCUCCAAAUUGCUUUUUGUUCAUGGUCAUUUUUAUUAUAUUAGAAUAGCUACCCUUGUACAGUUUUUUUAUAAGAAUGUGUGCUUUAUCACACCCCAAUUUUUAUAUCAGUUCUACUGUUUGUUUUCUCAACAAACACUAUAUGACAGCGUGUACCUGACUUUAUACAAUAUUUGUUUUACUUCCCUACCUAUUCUGAUAUAUAGUCUAUUGGAACAGCAUAUAGAUCCUCAUGUAUUACAGAGCAAGCCCACCCUCUAUCGAGACAUUAGUAAAAACCAUCAACUAAGCAUUAAAACAUUUCUUUAUUGGACCAUCCUGGGUUACAGUCAUGCCUUUAUUUUCUUUUUUGGAUCCUAUUUUCUAAUAGGAAAAGAUAUAUCUCUGCUUGGAAAUGGCCAGAUGUUUGGAAACUGGACAUUUGGCACCUUGGUUUUCACAGUCAUGGUUAUUACAGUCACAGUAAAGAUGGCUUUGGAAACUCAUUUUUGGACCUGGAUCAACCAUCUUGUUACCUGGGGAUCUAUUAUAUUCUAUUUUAUAUUCUCUUUGUUUUAUGGAGGGAUUCUCUGGCCAUUUUUGGGCUCCCAGAAUAUGUACUUUGUAUUUAUUCAACUCCUAUCAAGUGGUUCUGCUUGGUUUGCCAUAAUACUCAUGGUUGUUACGUGUCUAUUUCUUGAUAUCGUGAAGAAAGUAUUUGACCGACAGCUCCAUCCUACAAAUACUGAAAAGGCACAGCUUACUGAAACAAAUUCAGGUAUCAAGUGCUUGGACUCCAUGUGCUGUUUCUCAGAGGGAGAAACAGCGUGUGCAUCUGUUGGAAGAAUGCUGGAACGAGUAGUAGGAAGAUGUAGUCCAACCCAUGUCAGCAGAUCUUGGAGUGCAUCGGACCCUUUCUAUACCAACGACAGUAGCAUCUUGACUCUCUCCACAAUGGACUCAUCUACUUGUUAAAGGGGCAGUAGUACUUUGUGGGAACCAUUUCAACUCCUUUCCUAAAAUUCAGUGUGAUCAUCCUGGUCAUGGCCACACUAGUUCUGCAGAAUUACUUUCUAAAAUUUCUCAAGUAUUUCAUACCCACUCAGAGUUAUAAUGGAAAACAAAUAAAAAGCAUUAACAUAACCCCCUUUCAACCCCUUUCAUUUAAAUCUGAACAUGUUAGAAUUUGUGAAAGAGACAUUUUCUAUCUCUUUGGCUUGUCCCUCAUGCUUAUGGGACUCCUAAUGGCAUUUCAGCCUCUUGCUAAGGCCACUAUAUUUUAAUAUCAAGGUAGAAAAGGGAGGUAAUUGCUAGUUAAUUGUAUUUUUUAGUAUUAGUUUGGUUAUCGAGACUUCUAUUCAA
Molecule: messenger RNA, 4051 nt
Organism: Lutra lutra (Eurasian river otter)
Lineage: Eukaryota; Metazoa; Chordata; Mammalia; Carnivora; Mustelidae
Product: phospholipid-transporting ATPase IF-like
Biological process (GO): phospholipid translocation
Cellular component (GO): endoplasmic reticulum; recycling endosome; trans-Golgi network
Molecular function (GO): ATP hydrolysis activity; ATP binding; magnesium ion binding
Source: RefSeq, a predicted model, not a curated record